AUGGCAGCGAGUGAGCAGAGCUCGGAGUCUUCGGCGGCGACGACGACGACGUCUUACUCUUCUUGCUCCCCGGCGUCCACGACGUCGUCGCGCUCCCGCGCGGCCGACGGCGGCGGCGGCGCUAAGAGGCAGCAGGUGGGGAAGAGGAAGCGCGACGGCGAGGCGGCGGCGGCGGCGUCGUACCGCGGGGUGAGGAUGCGGGCGUGGGGGAAGUGGGUGUCGGAGAUCAGGGAGCCGAGGAAGAAGUCGCGCAUCUGGCUCGGCACGUUCCCGUGCCCGGAGAUGGCCGCGCGCGCGCACGACGUCGCCGCGCUCAGCAUCAAGGGCGCCCGCGCCGUGCUCAACUUCCCCGACCUCGCGCCGGAGCUCCCGCGCCCGGCCUCCCUCGCCCCGCGCGACGUCCAGGCCGCCGCCGCGCUCGCCGCGGUCAUGCACCACCGCCGCCCCUCCUGCUCCUCCUCCACCUCCACCUCCACCUCCACCUCUCCGGCCACCGCGCCGCCGGCUGCUGUUCAGGCCGACGAGCGCCAUUCACCUCGCGAUGCGCCGCAGCACGCCGAGCCGAGCACGGAGAAUGAGCAGCAGCAGCCGGCGACGGCGGCGGCGCAGGUGGCGGUGGCCGAGCUGGUGUUCGACGAGCUGGCGCCGCUGUGGAUGGAGGACGUGGUGGACUUCGGGCCGUCCGAUCAUUGCUGGACGGCGUACGAUGCGCUUGAUCACGUCGGCUUCCAGCCUCUCCUCUGGGAGUACUAGCCACCACGGCGCCUUCUUGUAAAAGAGCUUCCUUUUCUUUUCCUUUUUGGUUUUGUUUUGUGUGAUUUUUUCCUAGUGCUGCUUAAAAUGUGGCUUGUUAUUUUCUCUCUUUUAAUCUUGGUUUGAGUUGGAUUUGGAGUUGUGAGUUAUGCGAAAAAAACUUAGUUUGAGAUGCAUGCACAUUGUGUUACUGUGAUUGUGAUGAAUGCAGGUCGAGCU
Oryza brachyantha (malo sina) is the source of this 972-nucleotide messenger RNA. Its product is annotated as ethylene-responsive transcription factor TINY-like. The record is from RefSeq and is a predicted model, not a curated record. NCBI's taxonomy places the organism in Eukaryota, Viridiplantae, Streptophyta, Magnoliopsida, Poales, Poaceae. The transcript has a single exon. Gene Ontology annotation, biological process: regulation of DNA-templated transcription. Gene Ontology annotation, molecular function: DNA binding; DNA-binding transcription factor activity. The coding region runs from base 1 to 753 and encodes 250 amino acids.